GGGUGCCACUACACAAGCGUACAGAGAUUUGUUACCAUGUCACUCGAAAAAGUGCAAAAGAGGCUUUGACGCUUGUCGUAUUGUCAGCGAGACAGUUGGGAGGCGCGGUGCUCGCCGCCGGGAUACGAGCUGUCAGGUCCCGCCACGUCCGCACAGUUCCCCUAGUGCCCGAUGUGUGCAUGCGCGUAUGUACAUCUGUAAGUACGUGGAAGCAUGUGGACAUGAAUGCAGUUUCGAAAUGAUGGAAACCAAUCGGUGUCUAAAUGCAUGCUCGUCUGUGUGUCUCUGGUCGCCACGGCCAUGCCUACGGUGACGCGACUGUGGCUGAAAUCGUCAGCAUGACGACUCAUGCAGCCUCGGCUUCGGUGCUAGAGUGUAUAUUACGAAGUAUCUAUAGGUCCCCAUCGAGUCAUUUGCGUUGCUACAGACAGAUCGGCCUACGUAUUCUCCCGCAGGAACUUAUUAGCGCAGGGACGCGAUAUGAAGAGAGAGCCUUGGAGGGGCGCGAAGAGUGUUGAGAAGCACUUGUUUUUGCGUACACCUCAGUGCCUCGGGUGUUCCCUGCUGAGGGGAUUCCUGUGAGGAAGUUUCAUCGAUCGGAGUCGUCUAUUCUUCGCCGUUGUUGAGCACGCGAAUUUUUGCUGUCACGUGACGGAACGCGCGUUGAAGACUCGGGGAAACGAAUUCCUCGUUCAGCGUCUACAAGCCGUCAUUCGUGCGUUGUCGUUUCUGGAGGGAGAGGGACCGUUUGCAGAUGGUACUUUGACACACGACAGUACCGAUAUGGAACAAAUCCUGCUCUCUACUUAUCCCUCUACACCUCCCUCAAUUCUUUGUACAGAGACCACCAAUGUUCUGUGUCGCCAGAGCUUCCCCUCACCGAGCGAAAUAGACUGUCUCUCAAAACCUCUGAGCUUACAUGCAGAUUUGAAACGCAGGGACACACAGAAACACGCGUGUAUGUAGAGCUAUGCAAAUACAGUUUUACGUAUAUCGAUUCAUACCUCCUACGCAAGUCCAUUUCUAUCUCUCUGUGCGUCUCUGUAUAGCUGUGCAAGGACGUCCACGUACAAAUAUCAAUGCAUGUCCCUACAACGACGUUUAUACUUUUAUGCAAAUAUUUAUGUACUUGUGAACAGGCACAUGGGCAUAUCCGUGACCGUGGGGGUGCGGACAUGUGCACAGGGGACCCGCCGAUCUUGAUGCGGCGACAAAGUUCCAGAGAGGGGGGUUUCUCGUCAUGGAGAAACGAACUAGAAUCCAAAGGAAAGCAAGGCUUCGCGUCUCUCUUUGUCUGGACUUUCAUUUUAUAGGUCGUCGUCAGCGGCUUUUCACCUUGCAGAAACUGUGUUUUCCUCGACCUCCCUCUCUCAAGAGGCCUCCGCAAGCGAGUGCGACUCGCGAAGUCGGCCGGACUCUCUCGCAGAGCAAAUGCACACUUUUUGACUCUGGCCCUGGUGGAAAGGGUCCGCUCGCGCGUUGCCGCCGUUUGUUCCUGCCAGCAGAACUGUCGAAAACGCAUUUGCUCCUUUUUCUUUCAUCAGAACGCACGGAUUUGCAGAAACGCGAUUUCUCGAGUGUACAUCCACCUCGGGCGCCGCUUGCGGUUCGUCGCUAGCCCGCCCCUGAUGUAGGAGAAGAGCGUUUUCUCGCUUGUUUGCGGUGAACCUCUUUAUUUUUUGAAGAGUUCUUCUUCCGUUCGUCUUCUGACCUCGUCGAAACUCGAAUCCGGCGAGAGUUCGCGGCUCUCCCGCCGUUUUUGCAGCUGGCCACACUCCUUGUCUCAUGGUUGUGUGCGGCCUGGCAGCUGUGCGGGUCGUGCGCCUUCACACUUCCCAGACGGCACUCUGUCGGCUCCAGCGAUUUCUCCGAGACUUCUGCAAGUCUGGAUGCACACCGAUCCACUCGCGAGCAAGUGCUUGCCGGCUUCUCCGCAAGAAACGCUCCGGAAAAGCGCCCUUCACCAGGCUAGCGGGACUCUGCGGCUCGCCUCUCGCGCCGAGGAAACGGUGUGCGUUCACGACUUCGAAAGUCCGCGUCACUUGCCGUCUCCAAAAAGCGGAAGAAAAAAACGGGUCAACUGUGCGUCUGUCCGUCUGCCAUUCCACCCUUUCUGUCGGCACCACACAGUUUUCUCAGCUGUCGCGACACACGCGGCUUCCUGUGCUUCGAACUCAAAGGCUGCAGCCACAGGGCACUCUUUCCCGGACUUCAUUUAACCUCAAUUUUCAACCGAGUGCUUUCUCCUCGAUCGACGCGCAACUGCCCCGCGACUUGUGGACGCCUCUCAGUGACACAAAGUGCGGUCAAACUUCUGCUUUCCUGGAGAGGCGACGGCGACCGGGGCCUCCCAGCUGACGGCGACUCCGACUCGAAGCGAGAGUGGUGGAGACGGCAGCGACUGUCUGUUCCGCACAGAAACGCGAAGAAGUUGAGGAGACGCGGCGUGCUUCCGAUUAUUUUAGAGCUGCACCCGUUUCCAGGCUCUUCUUUUGUCUCUCUCUCUCUCCCCAGGAAGAGAAGCGACGCGUUUGCCUCCCUCUUUCUCUACACAGCGAGAAGGGCGCUUUGCUCUCGCGACACUUGCCUUGCGUAUACCUUCCCUCUGUUCUUUUGAUCGACGACUGGAGAAAAAAGACGCUUUCUUCAGCUGCGCAUCGAACCUUGGAAACUCCGGAGACGCCACAGGACUGCAUAGAUAGAUGCAUCUAGAUUCACCUGUAGACAUGCUUUCAAAAGAGGUCCACAUUUGAAGCGAUCCCUCCGUUUGAACACCGAAAGAUCCACGUUUCCAUGUCUGCAUGCACCCUCGCGCCUUCUGUUUUUUUCUCUCGGGAGAGCUGCGGAGUCCCAAGCUACUGAAAAGGACUCUUUCACACGAGACAGUGCACGAAACGGCUACCGUGAAACGAACUGGAGUUGACCUCGCUUCCUCGCUGUGCUUUCUCUUCAGUCACUCAAACUGUGUCGCUGGAAGAGUUAUCGUUUCAUUUCCCUACUCUCUUCAUCGACCUUCCUGUUCAGUAAUUUUUUUUCUGCUCCUCCGACUUGAUACCUCGGUUUCUUCCUUCGCUUGCCUCCAGUCGCGUCCAGACGCCACCCCCGGUUCUCGUUGACAAUCGUGCUGUCUUUCCUCGCCUCUUCUCUCCUCUCUCUCCCGGGCCUCUCCUCUGUCUCCUGUCUCCCCUCUCUCUGCGGAUUGUCGCUUGCCAGGAGCGUCUGGAGCCAGAUUCUGUCUCGCUGCUCCGUCUGCGUCUCCCCCCUUCCGGAGACCGCGCAGCUGUUGCUGUGUCGCUUCGACUUUCAUCUCUUUUCUACUUCUCGAACGCUUGAAACAUGUCAGUCAAGGCGUUGAAUCCGAGGCGUCUGCCUCCGCCUGGGCAGGCUGCGACGGAGUUCUUCGGGGAGACUGUCGAGAAGUUCAUCUCUUAUUUCGACUCCGCAGGAGAACUCGAAGCCCCCAACAAGAACGCUGGAAAUUUCCGUGUCUCCAAAGGCGUGACGGUCGAUUUGGUGGUGUUGAACGGCUCGCAGCGUCGCCCGGUCGUUGCAUGCGUUGUGGAGACGCCGUUGGGAGAGGAGGACAAGCUGCCGAAGCGCACUGCAGACUUUGGUCAUCUCGUCUUCACAUUCAAGGCCGCUCUCGCCGGUCCUUACCGCAUUCAGCUGGAGUACGGCCCCGUGGUCGCUUCUCAGUCGGGAGCAGCGGCGAACAACGAGGACAGAGUAAUUGGAGAAAAGGACGCCGAAGCUUCUGCCUCGAGGUCGCCUGCCUCGGUCAUCAUCGUCGAGCCUUCGCUUAGCAUCAACGGCGUCGCUCUCAAACAAGAAAGCAUUUCCCUGCAGACUGUCCUCUCCAGGUGUCUGGGACCGUUCAGCGGAUGGAAGCGCAUGUUUACGCAGACUGCAGAGUUGGGCUACAACGUCAUUCACUUCACACCUCUGCAGGCUCUCGGCGAGUCCGGUUCUUGCUACAGCAUUGCGGACCAGUUGCACAUCAGCGACUUCUUUCUCGAGGACAAGUCGCUGACGGGAGAGAGGGGACUGGAAGGAGACAGUUCUGGCGCGGGUCAAGCGGCGCCAGGCGCUGUGAUGGCGCUGAGGAGAGCUGCGAGCAGCGACAUUGUUGGCUUGGAAGAGCUGCAGGCAAUUAUUCGCAUGAUGGAGACCGACCUCGGACUCCUUAGCACCAUCGACCUCGUCCUCAAUCACACAGCCAGCAACAGUCCGUGGCUCCAGGACCAUCCCGACAGUGGAUACAGCCCAGCGAACUCGCCGUGGCUCCGCGGGGCGUACGAACUCGACUGGAAGCUCCAGGAGUUCAGCCGGAGGAUCGUGCGAGGCGAGUUCGCUGAGAAGUACGGAGCGACGAAGGAGAUCAACGACGAAGGCCAGCUGCAAAAUGUGAUGCGCGCCUUCGACGAAGAGCUCCUGAAACCGUUCCGCAUGUCUGAGUGGUUUCUCCUCCACGUCGACGACACAGUGAAGACGUGGAAGGACGCCUGCGCAGAAAACGCCGAAGAAAACCCGCUGAAGCUCGCCGACGGCGAACUCCAAGACCGCCUGUUCAACGAGGCGCUGAAGCAAGUCGGUGUGAAGCGCGGCGCGACCAUUGUGAUCUCAGGAUCCGUGACUCGCCGGCUGUUCGCGCCGUCUGAAGAGGGCCGUCUGAGACAGGUGCUGAACAACGUAAACGGUCGACUUGCAGAGAAAGCAGAAGAGUCUGCGCGAUUUGUGAGACAAGCGAUCGAGGGCAACGCGCGCUGGGAGCGCCUUCAGUGCAAGCGCGGCGCGCUUGGCGAGAAGCACUGGGAAGCGCUCGCGCCGCGAUACUUCACACCGUUGAACGAAGACGAACACGAAGUGACCGACCGCACAGUGCUCGCAAACAACGGCUGGGUGAUGGGCUGGAAAGCCACUGAGGACUUUGCUGCUGCCGGCGCACUGGUCUAUCUGCGGAGAGAGCUGGUCGUCUGGUCUGACUGCGUAAAACUCAGGUACGGUGAUAAACCUGAAGAUUCGCCUUUUCUCUGGCGUCACAUGACCGAGUAUUGCCGGAUCGCGGCGAAAGUCUUUCACGGCGUUCGCCUUGACAACUGUCACUCCACGCCCAUCCACGUUGCUCAGCACAUGCUUCGCGAGUGUCGUCGCAUUCGUCCAGAUUUCUGGAUUUUCGCGGAGCUUUUUACUGGGAGUCAAGCAGUGGAUCUGCACUUUGAGCGUUGCCUAGGAAUCAAUGCACUGGUGCGCGAGGCAAUGCAGACGCACGACGCAGGCGACCUGGUGAACCAUUUGAAAAGAUUCGGCAUGCAGAGCGGCCUCGGCCAGCUGUCGCCUGUCGCCGCGAUCGAUCGGCGAGAAGCGCCGAUGCGCGCAGCACCGAACGCGUCCGGCAACCUCUCCAGCCAAGCCUCGAAACGCCCUGCAGACGCUGCGUGUGUACGCGGCGAAUCGAAGCGCGAAGACGCCGCCUUCGACGCCGACUCCACCGUCGAGUUGAAUCAAGUCGACGAGCGAGGGAAGGCGAAGUCCUCUCCUUCUUCGUCGGGAACUGACUGUCGCGGAACUGACUGUCGGGGGACCGAGUGUCGAGGAGUUCCUCUCCGUCCUGUGCUCUGUCCGGCGCUCUUCUACGACUGCACACACGACAACGAAACGCCCGCGCAGAAGUUCACACCGGGAGCGUCGCUGCCGCUCUCGGUUCUCCUCGCAGGUGCAGGCUGCGCUGUGGGGUCGACGCGAGGCUACGACGAGUCAGUUCCGAGCACCCUUUCUGUCGUCUCGGAAGACCGCCUGUACGAAGACUACCACCGCGAGGUGCCUCUCGUGAAUCCACUGAAUCUGGUCGCGGAGAAGCGUCGGGCUGCACACACUGGCUCCGACACAGAGCGCCCCGAGAACCGGGAGGCUGCUGCUGCGCAUGCACGCGAGAAACGCGUCCCCAACGAGAUCAAGAUCUCCUGGCCUCACGGCGGAAAGCGUGUGAUUGUGCGAGGAAGCUGGGAUGGGUGGCAGGCCGACGUCGCGGGGACGCGAGACGACGCCAGCGGACGCGUUGAAAUUACUCUGAAAAAGGGAGUUCACUACGCGAUCGGCCAGCCUCCCGAGGAAGACCGGCCGGAGAAACUCCACUUCAAAUUCGUCGUCGAUGGACACUGGACUGUGAACAACGAGUUGCCUUGUGAAAACGACGGGGGAAAUGUGAACAACGUUCUCUGUACAGACAGCCGGGCUCCCGGCGGAUGGACACCCGGCGAUGGCUUGCCGGGCAUUUUGACGAUUCGCCCAAUCUUGAAUGCGAUGCAUGUGAAGGCCGGACAGGAAGAGUUCAACCAGCUGUCUGCGGAGUGCAAGACAGACGACCUCGUCGUCGUCGUUCGACAUCACCCUGUGACGCAUGAGUGCAUUUACUUCAUUGCGCGAUGUGCGUACGGCUGGCAGCGCGGCGACCCGCCUCUCCCUGAGAUCGUCUUGAGCGGGAGGAUCAAGGAGGUCCCUCUGGCGGCAACUUUGUUUAUCCCUGGAGAUGCGCGAGAAAAGUUCAAACCGGCUCCCAGUCGCAUCAACGGGCUGCCGUUCUCCGCGCAAGUUUUUCCGGACUUGGCCCACUUCGCGCCCAACGCGAAGUUCGACGCGUCGACGAAUUCGACGACCCUUCGUCUGCAGAACUUCCCUCGCGGCUCGGCGUUGAUCAUCUGCACAGCUCCGGCUUCUGCGUUUCUGGAUGCCUCCGCGGUCGCGCAUGCGCGCGUCAAACACCCUGGCUUCUCGCGCGCAGCCGCCGCGCAUUCGGCGCUGCGCGCCCAUGCCUCUCGGCUUUCUCCGCUGCUGCGCGAGGUGUCUCUUACCGCAAUGUCUGAGCUUCUCUACUCAUGCAAUCAAGAGGAACGAGACCGGGGACAUGGACCGUACACCGUGGGGGGUUACGGCGAGCUCGUGUACGCCGGGCUCUGCGGCCCCGCUGCGCUUCUCGACCAAAUUCGAAUUCUCGACUUCGACAAACAGACCCAGCAUCCGCUCCUCGAGAACCUCCGCCAAGGCUAUUGGCUGCUGAGGUACUCCGUCGACCGGCUGACGCACCCAUCGCUCGCGCCCGUCAAGCAGUGGCUCAAGGAGGCAGUGGACAUCGUUGAGUGCGAGUUCCCCGUCUACGCAUGGCUGAGACCUUUCUACGCCGACGCCAUUCUUGCCCAUGCGUACGCAACCUGCUGCAGCUUCGUCCUCGACAAGAUGCCGCUUACGCGAAAGUCGCAGCUGCCCGCAGGCGUUCCAGAAGUCGCGCCUCUCUGUAUGAAGAAGGCGAAGGGUGACAUGCGUCGUGGGGAGGCGCGCGGCGCGCAUGCAGUGAACGGAAAGAACGCCUGCGCUCGAGACCAAGUCGCAGUCCAGCGAGUCGAACCCAGCGCGGAGACCUUCGGCGAACGUUGCGGAGUCGUCGCAGACAAGUUGCUGGCGGAACUGCAAGUCGCAACGCUCCAGUUCUACUCCUUUGUCCCCUCUGCUCCUCUGAUCUCUGGCACGACGCGGCCCAGCCUCAGCGCGGGGCUCCCCUUCUUCUCCUCUGGGUUCAUGCGCGCCUGGGGCAGAGACACCUUCAUUGCUCUUCGCGGCAUUCUCUUGACCACAGGGCGAUAUGAAGCAGCGAAAGCAGAAAUUCUCGGCUUCGCGCGGGUGAUGAGACAUGGCCUCAUCCCGAAUCUCCUCGACUCGGGCAACAACCCUCGGUAUAACGCCCGUGAUGCUACAUGGUUCUUCUGUCAGGCGAUUCAAGACUAUUCCCUCUGCGCCCCAGAUGGCUUGCAGAUCUUGAAGGAGCCAGUGGAAAUGAAGUACGAAGGCAACGCGACGCAAGCCCCCGAUUUGCCGAUCAAAAAUCUCGCCGAUGUCCUCCACCACAUCCUCCUCUCGCAUGCAAAGGGAAUCGAGUUCCGCGAAUGGAAUGCAGGCCGCCAAAUCGACGAACAGAUGCGCGACGAAGGAUUCAACGUCCGCGUAUUCAUGGAUCCCUGCAGCGGCCUUAUAUUCGGAGGCAACCAAUUCAACUGCGGCACUUGGAUGGAUAAAAUGGGGUCCAGUGAAAAGGCUGGAAAUCGUGGGUUGCCAGCGACCCCUCGCGACGGCGCAGCCAUCGAAAUUGUUGGACUGCUAAAGUCCACCCUGCGGUUCGUCACUCGCCUGCCGGAGUCAGUCUUUCCCUACAAGACUGUCACCACCUCGUCAGGGCAGGAGAUGACGUACGUCCGGUGGAACUCGCUGCUGGAGGCGCGCGUCGAAACCUGUUUCUACGUCCCCAAAGACCCUCAGCAAGACGCAGAGUACUUUCUGGAUGGGAAGCUCAUCAAUCGUCGAGGAAUUUACAAAGACACGUACAAGGCCUCGGAGGCCUGGAGGGACUAUCAACUCCGGCCGAAUGCAUGCGUCGCUCUCGCAGUGGCGCCUGAGCUCUUUGACCGCACGCAUGCACGCGAAUAUCUGGACGCUGUCGAGAAGGCGCUGUGGGGACCAAAGCAACUGGGACUGAAGACCCUCGACCCGUCAGACUGGAAUUACAGACCGGACUACGACAAUGCCAACGACUCGACAGACUUCCAUGUGGCGCAUGGAUACAAUUACCAUCAGGGUCCGGAGUGGGUCUGGCCGUUAGGAUACUUUCUUCGAGCGAAGCUGAUUUUCGCCGAGGAGUUCGAUGAGGAGCCAGGCGCCGGCGGGAAGUCCGCAGGGCCGACCAAGCGCGCAAGUCUCAAGGUGCAAGAAGACUGCAUGCGUUUCCUGCAGAACCACCGACACCAUCUGCAGACAGACGUCUGGAAGUCGCUUCCAGAGUUGACGAACUCCAACGGGUCCUUCUGCAAGGACAGUUGCCAGGCACAGGCUUGGUCCGUCGCCACGCUUCUCGCCUUUCUCGGCGACCUGGUCUCCGACCCUGUCGAUCUCCGCAAAGUCGGCCUGAAGGCCUCCCCGAACGCUGUGGAAGACGACGCGUGAAAAGCACCUAAAUCUCACCCGGCGCACCCCAAU
Molecule: messenger RNA, 9018 nt
Organism: Toxoplasma gondii ME49
Lineage: Eukaryota; Apicomplexa; Conoidasida; Eucoccidiorida; Sarcocystidae
Product: Amylo-alpha-1,6-glucosidase
Exons: 19
Coding region: 3337-8985 (1882 amino acids)
Biological process (GO): glycogen catabolic process
Molecular function (GO): amylo-alpha-1,6-glucosidase activity; 4-alpha-glucanotransferase activity
Source: RefSeq, a predicted model, not a curated record